Phytophthora sojae is the source of this 1068-nucleotide messenger RNA. RefSeq lists its product as hypothetical. The annotation marks the transcript as partial. NCBI's taxonomy places the organism in Eukaryota, Oomycota, Peronosporomycetes, Peronosporales, Peronosporaceae. The transcript is spliced from 2 exons. The record is from RefSeq and is a predicted model, not a curated record.
AUGGACGCGAGCGACCGAGGUCUCUGCGCACUGUGGCCAGCGAAGAAGGAAUAUGUGCAAGUGGAAUUUGAUCAAGAGGAACUCCAACGAAUUGCUGAGUUUCAUGCUGCGGGCCCAGAUGAUUUCAGCAUCAUCAUCCGCGAGCUGAUGAGUGCCGCCUUUGCGUCAAUUGUCUGGGCCAAAGAGUGGUCUCAGUCAAGUGAUGAUGACCCAUCACAUGUCCGCUAUUGGAUUGACAAUUCUUCAGCGGUCUGCUGGGCAAACCGGCGGUCGAGCCGGAUUUCAUUCGCUCAAGUAGUGCUGCGAUUGCUCGCCCUCUUCGAAGUGCAACAUAAUUUUUACUCUUCUGCCCAGCACAUCGCGGGUAGUGACAAUAUCAUGGCCGAUGCAGGAAGCAGGGUGUGGCAAUCUGUGGAGCUCUCGAAGAAAUUUUCUGACAUGUCGUCUCUGGGAGCAAUGCUCCGAGCUGGCGCUCUAGCGGACACGUCUCGAGUGCAAUACCGGCGAGCUUGGAAUCAGUGGCAACGAUGGUGCUCUUCUCUCGGCUUUAAUCCGUGGAUGGAUCGAGACACUGUCGAUGCUAAUGCUGCUCAGUUGGGAGCGUUCGCAGUAUUUCUCUGUCGGUAUGGCAUGAACAGAUCCGGAAAGGGAAACACCUACUCUACGAUUUGCAAUAAGCUGUGUGCUGUGAGAUGGUUUCACAAGCAUACAGCAGGGUACGACCCCGGUGUGAAUGCAGGACAUGCUAUUCUGCUUCGUGGAAUUCGAAGAUUUACAGACCCCGUUGUCAAGCAACAACCGCUUUCCCCCGCUCUUCUUCGUCUCGUCUAUCAGGAUUUGGACUUACGACGUUCACGGGAUCAAUUAUUGUGGGGUGGUUUGUUGCUCGGUUUCUUUUUUUUAUUACGGCGCUCCGAAUACCUAUUUAUCGGGCGGAGACACCACAACUACGUCCUGCGACUGGGAGAUAUCCUCUUUCAAGACGGAGCAGGAAAUCGUGCUAAACCACACCGAGCGGAAGUGGUGGGUAUCCGGUUGCUGGGAGCCAAAAACAACCAAUUCGGGCGC